Molecule: messenger RNA, 3366 nt
Organism: Cavenderia fasciculata
Lineage: Eukaryota; Evosea; Eumycetozoa; Acytosteliales; Cavenderiaceae
Exons: 11
Coding region: 1-3366 (1121 amino acids)
Source: RefSeq, a predicted model, not a curated record
AUGAUGAAAAUAACUCUUGUACUUUUAAUUUUCUUUCUCUUCAAGAGUGUGGUAGUAUUAUCACAAGAUUUCCCACCUUCAGAACUUACAUCAAUUCAAUGGAUACUUAUUCAAUAUGGUAUUAAUAUACCCCAAGAUACAACAUCGAUAUGUAAUUCACCGGGAGGACAGGUAACAUGUACUGCUGGUACCCCUAGACAUGUUAAAACAAUUAAUUUAGCACCUAGUAGUACUGUAUCAUUGGGAUUGCCACCAACUAUUACUCAAUUUGAUUUCCCAGAGAUUACAGAUCUAACCAUUAAACCAUAUGGAUAUUAUGGUGAUUCAUCAAAGAAUAUAUUAAAUUUUAUUAAAAAUGGCUUACCAAAAUUAAAGACUUUAACUAUUCGAUCAGAUUCAUCAGUUGCUACUAUACCAACAAAUAUAUUUGAUGGUUUACCAAGGUUGAUCAAGGUUGAAUUUGAAAGUCUUACACCUCAAACCAUUUCACCCUUUUUCACUGGAUCACAAUCCUUGGAAAUAAUGUCAAUAUCGUCAACGACUCUACACUCAUUUGUAUUGGACCAAAACACAUCGCAGUAUCCAAAAUUGUCGGUAUUGACAUUUAAUCAAUUGAGACCAACAGUAGAAUUGACUUGGAAUUUGUCAAAUCAGUCUUUUCCACAAUUAAAAGAGUUUACUCUCACUACGAUAGGAUUAUUAUCACAAAAGGUGAACCUUUAUAUUGGUAAUAUUCCACAGCUUAAAAAAAUAGUUGUAUCAUCGUCUCUUCGACCAAUUAGUGUGUUUGUGAACGCAACUGAAAAUAUUUCAUCUCUUACUUUAUCAGGAGAAGAAACAACUAUUUCACCUUCAUUAAAUGGAUUUAAAAAUUUAACUUAUUUGUAUUAUUCACUCUAUCCAAAUACUACACUUCAACUUGAUGAAUAUCCAGACUCAUUAAAUUAUUUGGGAUUGUCUCAAUCUCAACUGACACAAUUUCCAAAUCUCCCAAUUAAAAAUCUCCUUGAAAUUAACAUUCCAAAUAGUGCGCUUCAAGGUGAAAUUCCAUGGAACCAAUUCCAAGGUGCAAAUAAUUUCUAUUUGGUAGUAAAUGGUAAUCCUGGACUCGUAACACAGGUUCCUUUAUCAUUUUGUAACAACAGAUUAAAUAUCCUUGGAUGCACUGGUAUAACCGUUCUUCCAGAAUGUUUUCUUUGUUAUACAAAAAAUACUAAUCUCAUUUCAACAGAUAUUGUUCCAGCUGCUGGUUUUAAUUGCAAUAUUACUUUUAAUUCAAAAUUUAUUUAUACUCAACUUGGACAAGCCUUUAUCAAUGGUACAAAUAUUGGAGUCGGUAACGUUUAUUCAGGCCCUGCAAACAGAUUUCAUCUUGGUGUUGUAGUACCAAACAAAUAUUUAAAGUUAACAGAUUCUCUUCCUCAAAGUGGACCACCAACUGAUAUAACUUUAAAGAUUGAUACUAAUUACCCAGAGUAUGAUACUGUUUUCACCCUACUCGAGGUUGGUAUAUUGAUGACUGGUGUAUCCAUUCGACAAAAGCCAACAGGGAUUAUUCAAUUUUCUGGUUAUGUUGAUAGUGCCAACAAUUACCUCGGACACACCGUCAAGCUAAAUGACACUAUUGACUGUACCCUUACUGCACCCAUUCUUUCUAAAACCAUUUUAACUUGCAAUACAACCUAUCCAUUCAAAAAGGGUGACACUGUGAAAUACUUUAUUUCAAAUUCUUAUGUCAAUGUAACCAAAUUUGUUCCCAUUGAAGAACUAUAUCCUCACAGUCUUGCUAUGAUGUAUUUGGAUCAACCAGUCAAAGUUGGCUCCAAUUACCUCUUCUCAGGAAGUUUUGGAACGACUUCAUUUAAUCAAGUCAAGGUUUAUAUCAAUGGUAAUUCAUCCUUGUGUACUGUAACAAACUAUCUAUCGACUCAAAUAGCUUGCGCUCAAACCGAUAUUUAUUCUGGUGGAAGAACAAAUUUUACAAUCACUGUAGAUGGAUUCCCAGCCACCAUUAUACAAGAAAUCGUCUCACAACAAAUGGAUUGUACAGAUACCAACAAAUGUGGUACUCAUGGAUCAUGUAAUGAAAAUGGAAAUUGUGUAUGUGAUAUUGGUUAUUAUUCUGAAAAUUGUACUGUUGGUAUUGAAUAUGAUUUAAAUAAUAGAAGUUUGAUUAAUAUUCAUGGUGAUUUUGGUCCAUAUGGCCAAUUGGAGGUUUCAAUUACACUUAAUAAUACAUUGAAUUGUUCGGUCACAUCAAAAUCACAAACAGAAAUCAAUUGUACAUUGGCAACAGAACCAAGUGAUGGUUUGGCAUCGGUUCAAUUAACUGUUGAUAAAUCAACAAACGCCAACAGAAAUAAUUAUAUUUAUUUCAGACCACCACAAUCACCAGACUCUCAAUCAUGUCCCAAUAAUUGUUUUGGUCAUGGAAGAUGUAUGAAUGGUAAAUGUCAAUGUGAUAUUGGAUACAAUCCAAUUGAUAAUUGUCUCACCAAAGAAAGUAAUCACACCAACACACCAAAUACAACAUCACCAACAACAUCAUUUAAUGUUGAUGGAAUCGAUUUCCAAUUUGAAAUGGUUGCCAUACACGAACUCGAUAGUGAUGAUAACAUUAUCAAAGAAGUAUUAACCAACCAAUGGAAUUCAACAAUUAUCAAUGACACUCAAACACAAACAACAACGGUCAACUAUCAACUCAACAACCGUAUGACAACAUCACAAGUAAUAGCCACAAUAUCAUUCUCAUCACAAGCAAGAGACAUUCAAUUUGGAAACCAACAACUUUCCAUCACAGCCAACUCUAUUAAAUUGUCAGUCAACAUCAGCGAUUGGACAUACGACUCAUUUUUAUCAACACUCCGAGUUGUAUUUAAAACAACAAUCAACAAUGAUCAAUCAAUUGAAUAUGAUUGUCAAGAUGUCAAUAUCGAUACAUUGACGUAUGACCAACUCUCAAACAACAUUCAAUAUCUCAGAGUUGUCAAAGAUAAUAUUCAAUUCACAGGUCGAUUUGUUGAUUAUGUAUUAUCAGAUGGUAGACCAACAUUUUCAAAAACAUCACUCAUCAACAGAACCACCAACACAGGAGAUGAUAGUCAAUCUAUUAUUUUGAUUGGGAUCAGUACACCACAAUGUACUCAAUGUAUAUUGGAUCCUGAUUUCGCACCAUUACUAAUUGACAAGAGCAAGAGUGAUGAAUGCUCGGACAAUAAUAAUAAUUGGAGAAUCAUUGUUGGUGCUGUCGUUGGAGUAGUUGGUGCUGUUGCCAUCAUUACUGCUUCUGUCUUGUUGGUUAAAAAGAAGAUUAAAACUAAAAAUUAUAAUAGAGACAUGAAAGCUAAAUUAGAAAGAUUUAAUUAA